AUGGAAACCUUUAGUUACAUUGAACCUCUUAAUAUUAAUACAAAUUUAGUUUGUAAAUUUUGCAAAAAACCAUUAAGCGAUCCCAUUAUUUUAGUAUGUGGUCAUUUGAUUUGUUGCACCUGCAUUCCAAAUGAAUUAUGGAUCGAAUCCGGUUACACAGCAACAUGUCCAGAGUGUGGCAAAGAUUAUAAAAAAGAAGAUACUACAAUAAAUAUUCCAAUUUGUAUAACCGAGGAUUUAAACGGUUUAAAAGUUAAAUGUAAUAGAUGUUUAGAAGGAGUUGUAAUUAAUCGAGUAGAUUUUUAUGAACAUAUAGAGCUUUAUUGUAAAACUCCAUGUGAACUUGGAUGUGGGGCGAUUUUAACUAAAAAUGAAAUUAAAUCCCAUCUUGAUGUAUGCAGUAAUUUCAUUGUUGAAUGUCCUGCUUUGGAUAUUUAUUGCAAAUGGAAAGGCCCAAGAAAAGAUCUAGAAGAACAUAUACAAAAAUGCAAUACAGAAGGUGUAAGACCUGCCAUUGAAGCUUUGCGUGAAAGCGUUCAAAAUUUAAAAGAGGAAAAUCAAUUGUUAGUUAAGAAUUUAGAAAAAUCAAAUGAUAUCUUGUUAUGUAUGGUAAAGUUUUUUUUUAAUCCAAACGAUUUUAACCCCUUAGAAGGAAAAGAUUACAAUUUAAUUGAAAAUAUAAAUGUUAAAGAAAAUGAAACUGAAAAAAUAUUAGAGCUAUAG
Messenger RNA from Dictyostelium purpureum, 723 nucleotides. RefSeq lists its product as uncharacterized. Gene Ontology annotation, molecular function: metal ion binding. The coding region runs from base 1 to 723 and encodes 240 amino acids. The transcript has a single exon. Lineage: Eukaryota; Evosea; Eumycetozoa; Dictyosteliales; Dictyosteliaceae. The record is from RefSeq and is a predicted model, not a curated record.